Mesocricetus auratus (golden hamster) is the source of this 5559-nucleotide messenger RNA. It is a transcript of the gene Myo3a, whose product is annotated as myosin IIIA. The coding region runs from base 129 to 5078 and encodes 1649 amino acids. The record is from RefSeq and is a predicted model, not a curated record. Gene Ontology annotation, molecular function: cytoskeletal motor activity; protein binding; protein kinase activity. Gene Ontology annotation, cellular component: myosin complex. The transcript has 35 exons. NCBI's taxonomy places the organism in Eukaryota, Metazoa, Chordata, Mammalia, Rodentia, Cricetidae. Gene Ontology annotation, biological process: protein phosphorylation.
GCUGAACCUUAAGGUUGGGCAAGUGGAGGAAGUGGAGUGGCCACACUGUGUGCCCGGGAGCGUGCAGAUCUCUGGUCGCGGGCAGAGUGGAACUGUACCAUUUCUCUCCAAUAACUUAAACAUUGGAAAUGCUUCCGUUAAUUGGGAAAACAAUCAACUUUGAUAACUUUCCUGAUCCUUCUGAUACAUGGGAAAUCACUGAAACCAUCGGCAAAGGAACAUACGGGAAGGUUUUUAAGGUCCUGAAUAAGAAAAAUGGUCAAAAAGCAGCAGUCAAAAUCCUGGAUCCAGUCCACGAUAUUGAUGAAGAGAUUGAGGCAGAGUAUAACAUCUUAAGAACACUUUCUGAACACCCGAAUGUGGUCAGAUUCUAUGGGAUUUACUUCAAGAAGGACAAAAUAAAUGGAGAUAAGUUAUGGCUGGUCCUUGAGCUGUGCAAUGGGGGAUCAGUGACUGAUCUUGUGAAAGGAUUUCUGAAGAGGGGAGAAAGAAUGAGUGAGCCUAUAAUUGCAUAUAUUUUACAUGAAGCACUAAUGGGACUUCAGCAUCUGCAUAGCAACAAAACUAUCCACCGUGAUAUCAAAGGAAAUAACAUUCUGCUGACUACUGAAGGUGGAGUAAAACUUGUAGAUUUUGGUGUGUCAGCACAGCUUAGCAGUACUCGGCACUACCUGAAUACCUCCGUAGGAACACCUUUUUGGAUGGCUCCUGAGGUGAUUGCAUGUGAGCAGCAAUUAGAUACCACUUAUGAUGCUCGGUGUGAUACGUGGUCCCUGGGCAUCACAGCUAUUGAGCUUGGUGAUGGAGAUCCCCCACUAGCUGAGCUGCAUCCCAUGAGAGCUCUCUUCAAAAUACCAAGGAACCCACCCCCUAAACUAAGGCAGCCUGAACUAUGGUCAGCAGAGUUCAAUGACUUCAUUAGCAAAUGCUUGACCAAAGAUUAUGAAAAGCGUCCAACAGUGUCGGAUCUUUUGAAGCAUAAAUUCAUUACUCAGAUCAAGGGCAAAGAUGUGAUGCUACAAAAACAACUAAUGGAAUUCAUUGAUGUCCAUCAGUCCUUGGGAAACACAGAGAAGGCAAGACAUGAACGUAUUCAUACCAAGAAAGGUAACUUAAAUAGAUCUCCCAUUUCCAUUGUGAAGGAUGUAGAUGACUUAGCAACGCUAGAUGUUUUGGAUGAGAACACAGUGUCUGAGCACCUCGAGAAGUGUUAUUCCAGAAAUCAGAUCUACAUCUAUGUGGGAGAUAUACUCAUUGCACUUAACCCUUUUCAGAGUCUGGGUCUUUAUUCCACAAAGUUUUCUAAGUUGUAUAUUGGAGCAAAGAGAACUGCCCACCCACCUCACAUUUUUGCGAUGGCUGAUCUGGGAUACCAGUGUAUGAUCACAUAUAACUCAGACCAGUGUAUUGUUAUUUCUGGAGAGAGCGGUGCUGGGAAGACAGAGAGUGCUCAUCUUCUGGUUCAACACCUCACUGUACUUGGAAAGGCUAAUAACAGAACCCUGCAAGAGAAGAUUUUACAAGUGAACAAUUUGGUUGAAGCCUUUGGCAAUGCCUGCACCAUUAUAAAUGACAAUUCCAGCAGAUUUGGAAAAUAUUUAGAAAUGAAAUUUACCUCUUCUGGAGCUGUAGUAGGAGCACAGAUUUCUGAAUACCUUCUAGAAAAAUCCCGUGUCAUUCACCAAGCAAUUGGAGAAAAAAAUUUUCAUAUUUUUUACUACAUUUAUGCUGGGCUAGCAGAGAAGAAGAAACUAGCCCUUUACAAAUUACCUGAAAAUAAGCCACCCAGGUACUUACAAAAUGACCACCUCAGAACAGUGCAGGAUAUGAUGAACAAUAGUUUCUAUAAAUCCCAGUAUGAACUAAUUGAACAAUGUUUCAAAGUCAUCGGUUUUACAAUGGAGCAACUUGGAAGUGUGUAUAGUGUGCUCGCUGCAAUCUUGAAUGUUGGAAACAUUGAAUUCUCCUCUGUGGCAACUGAGUACCAGAUGGACAAGAGCUACAUCUGCAAUCAUGCAGCUCUGGAGAACUCAGCAUCUUUGCUUUGCAUUCAGGCAGAUGAGCUACAGGAAGCUCUUACCUCCCACUGUGUGGUCACUAGAGGAGAAACAAUUAUCCGACCUAACACAGUAGAAAAAGCUACUGAUGUCCGAGAUGCCAUGUCUAAAACUUUAUAUGGACGCCUCUUUAGCUGGAUAGUCAAUUGUAUUAACAGCUUGCUUAAACAUGACACAUCACCAAGUGGGGAUGAGGAGCUAAGCAUCGGCAUUCUUGAUAUUUUCGGCUUUGAAAAUUUCAAAAAGAAUUCCUUUGAGCAGCUGUGCAUUAACAUUGCAAAUGAACAGAUCCAGUAUUAUUUUAAUCAGCACGUGUUUGCAUGGGAGCAGAAUGAGUAUCUAAAGGAAGACGUGGAUGCUAGAGUUAUUGAAUAUGAAGACAACCAACCCCUCUUAGACAUGUUUCUACAGAAGCCAAUGGGCUUAUUGUCCCUGCUUGAUGAGGAAAGCAGAUUUCCCAAUGCCACUGACCAGACUCUCAUAGAGAAGUUUGAAGACAACCUGAAGUCACAGUAUUUCUGGAGACCCAAAAGAAUGGAGCUUAGCUUUGGCAUCCAUCACUAUGCAGGAAAAAAGCAUUCAUAUACUGGUUGGAACACAGCCGCACACCAGUCCAACCUGAGAUAUGUUGUCUUAAACCCAACUGGCAUGCUCCCUUCUGUGGACAAUAAUGGAUCAUCGCCUCAGAACUGUGCCAUAAUUGUUGAGGUCCUCUACAGCGCUAGUGGGUUCUUGGCAAAAAACAGAGACACGCUCCCGACUGACAUUGUGUUACUUUUGAGGUCAUCAGAAAACAGUGUAAUUCGGCAGCUUGUCAGCCACCCUCUGACCAAAACAGGUAAUCUGCCACUUUCUAAAACUAAAAAUAUAAUAAACUAUCAGAUGAGGAAUCCAGAAAAAUCCACAAACUUGACCAAGGAUGAAACUAGAGACAUCACACGCCAUGCCUGUGAAACCACCAACAUGAAAACGCAAACGGUUGCAUCAUAUUUUAAGUAUUCCUUGAUGGAUUUGUUAUCUAAAAUGGUGGUGGACCAACCUCAUUUUGUGCGUUGCAUCAAGCCAAAUAAUGAGAGACAAGCAAGAAAAUACGACAAAGAGAAAGUUCUGCUACAGCUGCAUUGCACAGGGAUUUUGGAAACAGCCAGAAUUCGAAAGCUCGGUUACUCUCAUCGGAUACUGUUUGCUAACUUUAUAAGGAGGUAUUAUGUUCUCUGCUACAAGUCCAGUGAAGAACCCCCAGUGAGCCCAGACACAUGCGCUACCAUUUUGGAAAAGGCUGGUCUUGAUAAUUGGGCUCUUGGAAAAACAAAAGUGUUCCUUAAAUAUUAUCAUGUGGAACAGUUGAAUCUAAUGCGAAAGGAAGCCAUUGACAAGCUUGUUUUGAUUCAAGCCGGUGUCAGAGCAUUCUUGGGUUCAAGAAGAUACCAAAAGCUACAGCAGAAGAGGAAAGACAGUGCUGUAAUAAUACAGUCAGCUGCAAGAAGACAUCUCAUGAGAAAACAAGGCAAAGAAACUGCUAAAGUGAAAAACACAGCAGUGAGGAACAUUCAGGCUAAUGACCCGGAAUUUUACUACAAGAAAAACUUUGAAACUAAAAGGGAAUCUUUUAUGAUGAAACAGACAGAAAAGGCAGCGUCUACUAAUGAAUCCAACAUUUCCACUCCAAACAACAAAGACAGCCUAUCUGCGGGAAGGACAGCUCACUGUAAAGCUGAUGGGAAAGCCACCAAUGUUGAGAGUAACAGCAGAAGACAUCAGACUCAGAAGAAAGUAAGCAAUGUGUACGGGGGAGAGCUGUGUGUUGGGGGGGACCCUUGGGUAGAAGCAAACCCCAGGCAGAAGUGUGUGCAAGGCCUGGAAGAAAGCAGGAAGAUCAGGCAAAAGGAGAAGGGGGUCACUGCGAUGCAAACUUACUGUCAGUGGUACACAGAGGGGAGGAACUUUGAAGGAUCAAAAGCAACAUGUCUAGAAGGGAGAGAGACGUGGGAAAAGCCAAGCUGCCCAGGACGGUGGCUAACUGAGGAGAUUUACCUGAGAAAAACUUUGGAUCCUAGUCUUAGUCAAAGGUCAGUCUAUCAAAAUGCAGACAACAAAGAAAAAGAAAAUAAGACAUCUGUGGUUACCCAGAAUGCAUCACUGUAUAACCUGGAGAGAGACAAUCACCUGCAUGGGUUCCUCGGAGAAAAAGACACUGGACCAGUAGAGCAGGCCAGGGAGGAAAAUAAGGCUACCCUGUUCAUCCAGAGCAAAUACCAGGAAUCUAAGCAAAAGCAACGGUUGGGGGAGGACAGACUGUCACCAUCCUUUAAGAAUCAAAAGAUCACCUCAUCACCCACAGAAGUAUCAAGAAACAUUCACAGUGUUUAUUCCUGUGCUACAAAGCAUGAGGGGAGCCAUCCUACCAGGGUGACAAAUGACAGAGACUCAAAGGUGGCUUCAAAAAAAGAAACCUGUGAUGUGGCAACGUUUUCUAGACAGAUAUCAAAAUUAUCUGAAGAAUACUUCAUUCUGCAGAAAAACUUGAAUGAAAUGAUUUUGUCACAGCAACUGAAGCCACUUUACCUCGGCAUCUAUCGACAUAAACCAAUCAAUAGAUGUAUGCCUACGCAUCGGUACCUCUCAGGUGUCUCUAAAGAAGAACCAAAGAUAUUGAGACCUCCAAGACGACCCCGAAAACCCAAAACAUUAAAUAACCCUGAAGAUUCUACAUACUACUAUCUACUCCAUAAGUCAAUCCAAGAAGAAAAAUGGAGACCAAGAAAAAACAGUCAAGGAAAAUUACUAGGUUUGGAAGAUUCCUAUUAUAAGGAAUUUUUGCCCACUCAUUCUGGACCAAAGGAGCAUAGCUCUAAUGUGAAAGAAUGGAGACCACAGAAGGAACUCCAGGAUCAAUGCAUGGAGGCUAAUGAAAGGUGCUGGACUGCCCAGGGGAGCGAGGAGAUCUCAGCCAACCCCUAUGACUACAGAAGGCUCCUGAGAAAGACCUCCCAGCGCCAGCGCCUGCUGCAGCAGCUUUAAGCACACCCGUGGAGCUUCAGAGGGUGCUGGACCCAGAGAUACACCAGGACCAAAGCUGCAGUGUUGCACCCUCUCAAAUGUGAACCCUCAGAACCCUGAAGCCUCUGGUGGCCUGCUAACUCUGUUCUCUCUCACAUACUAGGGCCUCCUUGAGGCCCAAAGAAUCUGAAGCCCUUUGGGGAGUUCCAGAUACUGGACCCCCAGACUUCUCCCACAUGCCCAUUGCCCCCAUUGCCCUAAUGUACCAGUUACUCUGCUGCUUGUGAGUCAGGGUACCCACUGUGCCUGAGCUGUCACCACCCCUUUGCUGAUUUUUAAAUGAAUUAAGAGAUUUCUUCUUGACCAAAGGACAGCCACUCUUCUAUGCCAGAACAAAGGCAAGGUGGCGGUGGAAAGAACUCUGAAGGUGAACUCAUCUCAAACUUGGGUUUUCUCCUCUCUUGAUUGUUAAUACUGCUAAAUAAAGUAACCAUCCUGGCAA